AUGGGAAAUGCACCAGGUAAACUUGGUGAUGGAACUUCUGGUCCCGGGGAGACCGGGAAUUAUAGGACCAGCUCUGGCAGGUCUAUGAGUGCUUCGAGCGCUGGAACAGGCAAUAGAAUCCCACCUUGGAAUGCAGAGUAUAAUGUUAGAAGUCGUCGAGGUGCUUCACUGGUUGGGAAUAUUUUGAGUACCAGUGGCAGGUCGAGGGCCGAUUCUGUAGGAGGCUCGCAGCCGUCUAAGAGGAAGUCGACAAAAGAGAGGGAACAAGCGAAAGAGACCCAUGCUAAACAAUUGGUGGUGAAGUUUGAUGAGACUGUAGAUGGUGGAUUUUUGGCCCCAUAUGGAUGUUAUGGGUUUGAGAAAUUGGAUUACGAUGCAGACGUUGUUAGAAGUUUGAUUAUCGAUCGGAAACUGGCGCCUUUUUACACACCCUUACAGGAUUUCGAUGAAUCGUGGACCAAAGAGGAACUGAUCAAAAUUGUUGAUGGUCUGCCUCUGCAUGCUUCAUUCGAUGAAAAUUUGGAGAAAUAUGAGGACGUGGCAGUUGGUAAUUUAAAGAAGACAAAUUUCGAUGAAUUGAUCGAUAAGACUUUGUCCAAGAGAGAGCAACGCCGUAUGAGGUCCAAGAUUUUCAAGGCAAGACUUUAUAGAAAGCGAAUUAUCUGGCAAGAGAUAGAAAAUGAGAAUUUCUUGGAACAAAAACUGGAGUCUAAAAAGCCUAAUUCUACAUCAAAGAACAAUUCCUUCCUUGCAAGUGACGAUCUGAAAUACUCGUUGUACAAAAAUGGAGCAGAAUGUCCCAUUUGCUUUCUAUAUUAUCCGGAGCCAUUAAACUACUCAAACUGUUGUUUGCAACCGAUCUGCACCGAAUGCUUUGUCCAGAUAAAGAGAGCUGAACCGCACUUCCCUCAUGACGAAGUAGACCCGACGCAACCAGUCACCAAUGAUGAUGAAAAGGAUCCAAACCUCUUGACUUCCGAUCCACCCAAUUGCGCAUACUGUGCGACUCCAAAUUUCGCAGUCACCUAUGAAGCUAAGGCAGAUAGAAGAGUCGGUAUUGGCGGAAUGAAACCGUCUACGUACAAACUACCAAAAGAACCCUCAAACAAUGAUAUUGAACCAAGCGCAGAGCGUCGUGGCUCUAGAACGCAGAACAAUGCAGAUGUCGUAGCUUCAGACAUGAUCCGGCCGGACUGGAAGGCGAAAUUGGAUAAGGAAAGAGCAAGAUUAGCUAGAAGAUCUGCUAAUGCCACUGCCAUCCAUGUCAGCAAUCGACUCAUCGAUCCUGACCACCCUUCAAGGCGUGGAUCCAAUUAUGACUCAUCAAGCAACAGAGAUGUUCAAGACUUGGAGGAAGAAAUGUUAGCUCGAGCCAUAAGACUAAGUAUUGCUGACGAAGAGGUCCGGAACCAGAAGAAGUCCAAUUCACGCUAA
Messenger RNA from Torulaspora delbrueckii, 1434 nucleotides. It is a transcript of the gene SIP5, whose product is annotated as Sip5p. Gene Ontology annotation, cellular component: cytoplasm. The coding region runs from base 1 to 1434 and encodes 477 amino acids. The transcript has a single exon. The record is from RefSeq and is a predicted model, not a curated record. Lineage: Eukaryota; Fungi; Ascomycota; Saccharomycetes; Saccharomycetales; Saccharomycetaceae.